Messenger RNA from Quercus robur (English oak), 2263 nucleotides. RefSeq lists its product as uncharacterized. The record is from RefSeq and is a predicted model, not a curated record. The coding region runs from base 262 to 1752 and encodes 496 amino acids. The transcript has 3 exons. NCBI's taxonomy places the organism in Eukaryota, Viridiplantae, Streptophyta, Magnoliopsida, Fagales, Fagaceae.
UAUAUUAAGCACACACAAAUUAAUACUAUAAUAUAAUUAUAUAAAAAAACAACAAAAGCCGCAGAAUAAUAACAAUCUAAAACUGUUGGGCUACACUACAGUUUCCCUGUCUCACGGCAAUAUAAUCUUUCUCUUUCUCUCUCUAUUCUUUCACUUUGAGCUCUGCUUUGCUUUGUUCUCGCUGUCUCAGCUUGGAAGUGAAGCCCAAGGGAGGGAGAGAGAGAGAGAGAGAGAGAGAGGUGGAGUGGCAGAGUCGUAAAAAUGGAGAGAAAGCAAGGGUUCUUUUCGGCACUGAAGGAAGAAGUGGUACGAGGACUAUCUCCGGCGAGGUCAAGAGGGAAGUCUCCGGCGCCGAGAAGUGGGUCCCCCAUGUCCAGCUUACUAAGACGACGUAGCAGCAGUAAAACCCAGCAGGCCCACUACUACGUGGCGCAACCGGAGCCGUUGAUAGGGAGAUCCGGGAGCUUGAGGCCCACGGAGGCCUUAUCACCGUUGAAAGAAGGACCCGACGGAACGGACGGCCAGGAUGGGAGGAUGGAAGGCAGGUGGGCCCAUUGGAUGAAGAAAAGCCAGCUGUCAAGAUCUCCUUCAGUCACGUGUUCAUCCUCUUCUUCCUCGAACUACAGCAGCAACGGCAACAACAACAACAAUAGUAACAGUAACAGCAGCAAACGGUCGGAUCUGAGGUUGUUGCUUGGUGUCUUGGGUGCGCCGCUUGCUCCGGUGCACGUUAACACUGCUGACCCUUUGCCUCACCUUAGCAUCAAAGACACUCCAAUUGAAAGUUCAUCUGCCCAGUAUAUAUUGCAGCAGUAUACGGCAGCAUCUGGAGGGCAAAAGCUUCAGAAUGCUAUUCACAAUGCUUAUGCAAUGGGAAAGGUGAGGAUGAUAGCUUCUGAAUUUGAGACUGCUAACAGAGUUGUAAAGAGCCGGAAUUCAUCCAAAGCUGCAGAGUCGGGUGGGUUUGUCCUGUGGCAGAUGAAUCCCGACAAGUGGUAUGUGGAGCUUGCACUUGGCGGCAGCAAGGUUCAUGCUGGUUGCAAUGGGAAACUUGUGUGGAGGCACACACCUUGGCUUGGUGCACAUGCUGCUAAAGGGCCUGUUAGACCCUUGCGCCGAGCCCUUCAGGGACUUGACCCCAGAACCACUGCAAGUAUGUUUACCAAUGCAAGAUGUACUGGAGAGAAGAAGGUCAAUGGAGAGGAUUGUUUCAUCCUCAAGCUUUGCGCGGAUCCUGUGACAUUGAAAGCAAGGAGUGAAGGGCCAGCAGAGAUCAUAAGACACGUCUUGUUUGGAUACUUCAGCCAGAAAACAGGACUCCUUGUGCACUUGGAAGACUCCCAUUUGACCCGCAUUCAGAACAAUGGAGGGGAUGCAGUGUAUUGGGAGACCACAAUCAAUUCCUUCCUCGAUGAUUAUAGGCCUGUUGAGGGAGUAAUGAUUGCUCACUCGGGUCGUUCAGUUGUAACCCUUUUCAGGUUUGGAGAAACAGCAAUGAGCCACACUAAAACUAGGAUGGAAGAAGCAUGGACAAUUGAGGAAGUGGCUUUCAAUGUCCCGGGCCUUUCAAUGGACUGUUUCAUUCCUCCUGCUGAAAUAAGAUUUGCUUCUAUGAGUGAAGCCUGUGAACUUCCUCAGGGUCAGAGAGUAAACACUGCUGUGGCAGCUGCAGCUUAUCGUGCCAAAGUUGCUGCGUUUGAGAAUUCUCAUGACGGCAAUGUUAAUAAUAUAAUUUGGAAAGCAGAUGUUUAGGAAAGAGGGAGGUCUGUUGGAAAAUAUCACAGGGCUAGCUCGGUAUCUAGUUUCACUUGACUGACAAAUUAGAAAGUAGUUUGGUAAGGUAAUAGCAGGGUUGUUUGCAACUUUUCGGCAUGGGAACAGUGCCUCUUCAAAUUUGUAAAUACAGCACAAUCAUUCACAAGCAUUCUCAGUUGCCUGAGCGACUUUUUCUAUCUCUCAAUGGAGAAUCUUAUUAUGGAGUCAGGACUUGGGUUUUUGGUGGAUGAAUUGAGCAAAGGGGGGUGUGUUCCCAUUUACUUUCUAUACAUGUUCUGAAAACAGGACAUCUGAGGUUCAUUUUCAAGUCUUGAGUCUUGUAAGAUUUUCUCGAUUGCAUUCAACUGUGAUACUUCAAGAUCAAUUAGGAUUCCUGUAAAAUUUCGUCUGUGAAGGCAUUUAACAUUAUAUGCAUAGCCAUGUAAUGAGAGUUUCACGCCAAAAAGACAUGGCUUUUAAAAUAUUUUGAGUACUAUGUUAUGAAUCA